Molecule: messenger RNA, 2607 nt
Organism: Closterium sp. Yama58-4
Lineage: Eukaryota; Viridiplantae; Streptophyta; Zygnematophyceae; Desmidiales; Closteriaceae
Source: the annotation of a GenBank genome assembly
AUGGGUGGGCGUUGGUGGCGAGCGGUGGUGGGACGCCUGAGCCUCAUGCAGCGAGGCAAGGCGCCCCUGCGGUUCAGCAGGGAUCCCUGGCUGGGUGGGCGGGCUGGGGGCGCGCCGCAGGGAGUUGGGGGGGCGGAGGGGUUUGGUGGGGCGGGGCACAUGGGCACGCCAGGGGGUGUGCGGGUGGGGGGAGUUGCGCCAGACAGGGGAGGGGGCUGGGGGUCGCUUCUGGUUGCCUGUGCUGCAGGGGCGGCUGGGUGUGCGGUGGUGGAGUUGGGGGUGGAAAAAGGAAAAGAAGCUGCUGGCGUGAUGGCAGAUGCAUGGAGGCAGGUGCAGGGGGAUUGGCUGCUGCUAUGGGUGGAGUGUGCUGACGUGGCUGGUCUUAGUGCUAGUAUCAAAUCUGAUGAUAGCGGAUCGUCAUUAAAAAACCGUGAAUCUGGUGGCGCUGGUGGCGCUGGUGGGGCAGGCGGGACAGGUGGGGCAGGUGGUGGGAAUGAGAGCAACGGGAGCAACAGCAGCGUUGUUUCACACACCAGCAGUGAUAUCGCUGGUGGCAAGUCCAGUGAUGGCGCUGUGGGCAGGAAGCGAGUAGUGGUGCUGGGGUCGGGGUGGGGUGCGGUGAGCUUCCUUAAAGCCAUAGACGCGCAUGGGUACGACGUCACACUCAUCUCGCCCCGCAACUUCUUCCUCUUCACACCGCUGCUGCCAAGUGUCACCACGGGAGUGGUCGAGGGCAGGAGCAUCGCCGAGCCAAUCAGGCGCAUCCUGCUGAGGCAUGGCAGCUCGGCUUUUUUCCUCGAAGCUGAGUGCACGGCCAUCGACCCCGCCUCCAGGACCCUCUCCUGCCGCGCCCCUGCCGCCCUGCCCCCUCCGCUGCCCAUGCCGACUGUUGCAAAGGUUGGGGGCCAGGAGGAGGGUGACAGGGAGACGACACGAGAAGGAGCCAAAAGAAAAGGUGGUGGCGCUUCUGGUGGCAAUAGUGGUGGUGGUGCUGCUGCUGCUCCGAGUUGUGGUGAUGCUGUUGAUGGAAACGUAGCUGCUGCUGGGGGUAACACGAGAGGAGGUGAGAGUGGCGGCGCCAGGGAGGUGCAUGGCGGCGCCAGGGAGGUGCAUGGCGGUGCAAGGGAGGUUCACUUCACAGUGCCGUACGACAUGCUGGUGGUGGCCGUGGGGGCCGUGCCCAACACGUUCAAUGUUCCUGGCGUGCAACAGCACUGCCACUUCCUCAAAUCGCUGGACGAUGCGGAGGCCAUCAGAAACACGCUCAUUGACCGCUUCGAGGUGGCAUGCCUGCCGGGAAUAGAUGCAGACGAGCAACAGAGGCUGCUGCACGUGGUGGUGGUGGGGGGCGGUCCCACAGGAGUGGAGGUGGCAGCAGCAGUGCAUGACAUGAUAGAGGGGGACCUCUACCGUCUGUACCCUGCCCUCAGGGGCAAGGCGUCCGUCUCUCUCCUGCAGUCAGGCGAUCACAUUCUCAACAUGUUUGACUUGCGCAUAUCUGAGUUCGCCGUCCGCAAGUUCCAGCGGGAUGGCAUCACGGUGCACACGCACGCGCGCGUCACGGCUGUCACGCCGCGCGCUCUCCAUGUGCGGGAGACGAGCAGCAGCAGGGAGAGCAGUGGCAGCAGCGAUGGCAGCAGGAGUGGAUUGCACUCUAGUAGCAGCAGUGCGAAGAGCAGCAGUGGGAACAGCAGUGGCAGUACGCAGGGCAGCAGGGAAAGGGAGGUGCCGUAUGGAGUGGUGGUGUGGGCGACAGGCAUCACGGCCCAUCCCCUGGUUGUGAAGUUAAGGGAGCAACUGGGACAGCACCACAAGCGAGCAUUGGAGGUGGACGAGUGGAUGGCAGUGAGAGGCGCAGAGGCGGGCAGCAUGUGGGCGCUUGGUGACUGUGCUGCCAUCGAGCACCGCCCCUUCACUGACGAGGCAGUGCGCAUAUUCCGAGCCUUUGACACCAACGGGGACGGCUGCCUCUCGCCCUCCGAGACUAAGGCGGCCCUGCGAGCCCUUCAGCAGCGCUACCCGCAUGCUGCUGCUCUGCUCAGGUCACGGGACCGCAUGGCACAGCUCAUUCAGGAUGCAUUGCAUGCGGACAGCAAGGCAGGAGCACCAGCAGCAGCACCAGCAGCAGCACCGACAGAUACUCCCGCAGGAACAGGGGCGCCGGGAAAUGUGGGGAACGAGCAAGCGUGUGAGGGCAGGGGGCUAUCACUGGAGCAGUUUGAGCUGUUACUGCGGCGAGUGGAGGGGCAGAUGAAGACCCUGCCCGCCACGGCACAGGUGGCGGCGCAGCAGGGGCAGUACGUGGCUCGCUGCUUCAACCGCCUGCUGGACCCGGCUUUAAUGCCGGAGGGGCCGCCCAAGCUGCGAGGCGAGGGCCGGCACCUGCUGCAGCCGUUUCGCUACGUGCAUUUGGGGCAGUUCGCCCCGCUGGGGUCAGAGACCACAGCAGCAGAGCUGCCGGGCGACUGGGUCAGCAUUGGCAGGUCCACGCAGUGGCUCUGGUACUCCGUGUACGCCAGUAAGCAAGUCAGUGCGAGGACAAGAGCCCUGGUGGUGUUUGAUUGGAUCAAAUCGACCCUGUUUGGCCGUGAUUCAAGUCGCAUGUGA